Cavia porcellus (domestic guinea pig) is the source of this 684-nucleotide messenger RNA. It is a transcript of the gene Mrps16, whose product is annotated as mitochondrial ribosomal protein S16. The transcript is spliced from 3 exons. Bases 176 to 583 code for a protein of 135 amino acids. Gene Ontology annotation, cellular component: mitochondrial small ribosomal subunit; ribosome. Gene Ontology annotation, biological process: mitochondrial translation. NCBI's taxonomy places the organism in Eukaryota, Metazoa, Chordata, Mammalia, Rodentia, Caviidae. The record is from RefSeq and is a predicted model, not a curated record. Gene Ontology annotation, molecular function: structural constituent of ribosome.
GGCGGGGCGAAUUGAGCACCUGCUUCCGGAACUGAACCUUUGGGUUUCCGUAGCUGGCUAGGGGUCUCAAUCUCUAGGAAUUGACGUUUCCUGCUGCUUUCGGGUGGAUACGAGACCGUGGACCUCGGCUGUGGGAACAGCGGGACGAUCCGAGGAUCUGCACGCUGGCUGCACCAUGGUCCAGCUUGGUACCCUUCUGUGCAAGGCCUACCGUAGCGGCCACUUAACUAUCCGCCUUGCUCUGGGUGGCUGCACCAACCGACCCUUUUACCGCAUUGUGGCUGCUCACAACAAGUGUCCCAGGGACGGCCGUUUUGUGGAACAGGUGGGCUCCUAUGAUCCACUGCCCAACAGUCACGGAGAAAAACUCGUUGCUCUGAACCUGGAGAGGAUUCGGCAUUGGAUUGGCUGUGGGGCCCACCUCUCUAAGCCUAUGGAGAAGCUUCUGGGUCUGGCUGGCUUUUUCCCCCUGCAUCCUAUGACGAUCACAAAUGCUGAGAGACUGAGAAGGAAGCGGGCACGUGAGAUCGUCUUAGCUUCUCAGAAAACAAACACAGAGGCUACAGAAACAGAAGCGAGCUGACUUCAGUGAAUGUGGCAGUGGUUAUAAGGUCAAGAUCUUCUGUAUGCAGAACUCUCAAUUUUGUUAGGUUCAAUGAACAAUAAAUGAAGUUUUCUGAGUCA